AUGGAGGAGGCCUUGUUACUUCCAAAAGAUAUGUCUGAGCUGAGGAAUAUCAGGAAGAAUGAGGUCUUCCUCAAUUGUAAAAGAUAUUUGGACAUGGCUGUCCAAGCCACUUUCAGGCUUGAGGAGAUAACCAAUUCGUGCUACCAGCAACUGGAAGAUGAAAGAAAAAGACGGAUAGCAGCUAUGCAAACACUCACCAUUGCUGAAAAUAGCAAUGCCGAACUGAAGAAAAAGCUGGCUGAUAAGGAGCAUACCCACCAGAGUGCUGACUCGGCCUUGGAGGGCACGCAAAGGCAAGUCGAGGACCAGAGGAAGCGCCUACGCGAGACCACUGAUCAACUGACUGCUUCCAGGGAACAGAUGGCAGCACUCAAGAAACAAUUGGAAGAAGCCCAAAGGCUUAAGGAUCAGGCUGAAAAAUCCAAAGCUGAGGCUGAGAAGGCAAAGAUUGAGGCCGAGAAGGCUAGGGACAAGGCUGAACAAAAGGGUUACGACCUUGGAGUAGUUGAAACCAAGGAAACCCUUAGGGCAAAGGUCCCAGCUGUGUGUCGUAUCUACUGUGCCCAGACUUGGGAUGAAGCCCUUAACCGAGCUGGGGUUGAGGCUUCUUCUGAGCUGAGGAAAUCUGAAAAUAUAUUCUACCCCCCUGCCAUACGAGCCUCAGACCUCCCUUCUACUCAAGGUGAAGUGGCUUCUAUAGUUGCUGAUCCGAUUAAAGAAGCACAGCCUCAGGAUCCUCCUUUUCCCAGUCAGCAGUGGCCGAGAAAAGAACCUGGAGCUCAACAAGAAGUACCCUUGGACAAGGCUACAGCGGUUCUAGAAGUAGGAGCAGCUUUACAGGGCCUUCAACAGGACUUGGCUUUAACUACCAUGCCCGCUGAGGGAGCCUCCAAAGAUAAGGAAGGAACGACUACUACGGAAGCAGAUAACCCAGCUAACAAGAACUCCAAGUUUCAGAUUAAAUUGAAAAAAUGA
This is a messenger RNA of Quercus robur (English oak), 975 nucleotides long. RefSeq lists its product as uncharacterized. NCBI's taxonomy places the organism in Eukaryota, Viridiplantae, Streptophyta, Magnoliopsida, Fagales, Fagaceae. The record is from RefSeq and is a predicted model, not a curated record. The transcript is spliced from 2 exons. The coding region runs from base 1 to 975 and encodes 324 amino acids.